This is a messenger RNA of Hyaloscypha bicolor E, 988 nucleotides long. RefSeq lists its product as uncharacterized. The transcript has a single exon. Lineage: Eukaryota; Fungi; Ascomycota; Leotiomycetes; Helotiales; Hyaloscyphaceae. The record is from RefSeq and is a predicted model, not a curated record. Bases 283 to 897 code for a protein of 204 amino acids.
CAGCACAACACCUUCAUCACAUCCCUCGUACAAUUCAUUAGCUUGACAAUGGCGGACCCUUUCGGAAUUUCUUCGGGUGCCAUUGGAAUUGCUACAUCAUUCACUGCUUGCGUGGAUUGCUUCGGGUACAUCCAAUUUGGCCGCCACUUCGGGCGAGAUUUCCAAACCGAUCAGCUGGCUCUUGGUUGCGCGAGACUCCGUCUUGCACGCUAGAGGGAGUCUGUUAAUAUCUACAAUGAUCCGAGACUCGGCAGACCCGAUACUACUGCAACAGAGAUCCGGAUGGCAAAGGACACAAUACUACAAAUCCUUGCGCUUUUCGCCGACACAGAAGAGAUUUCGAAGGAGUACAAGCUAAAGGCAAAGGCAGGCGAGGACCUCACACUAUUUACAGCGACUAAUAUGGAUCCCUUACAUAUGGCACUAGAGAACACGAUAAAACAGAUUGCAAUCAAGCGUCAAAAGGGGAGCCGGUUCUUAAAGCUUACUAGCUGGGCCCUCUACCACAGGACGGAAUUUCAACAACUUAUUGGCAGCGUGGUCGUACUUAUCAACAACCUCGAAAAUCUUUUCCCUGCACCUCAAGCCCAAGUCACGCUUGUCCGACAAGAAGCGGCAGAAAUCGGCGACAAAAAGUUUCUUCAAGUAAUCGAGAACGUAGCUAAGGGCGUGCACAGCCUGCUUCGAACAGCUGCACAAGAAGUGCUUCCUGGUCACAAAUUCUUGAAGAUUGUGGUUAGAGGUCAAGCUCAAACUGGUAAUAUGUAUAGUAGUAACUGGAGAGGUACUGCGACAGGGGCAUCUAGCCAGUAUGAUAGCGUUGAGGUGGAAAAGGGUGGGAAGGCUCUGAUUGGGGAGAUUUUGGGCGAUUACGGGAAGGGCUUUUGGGACGAUUGAGCACGUCUGUGACAACAGCUAGGUUAGGGUUAGUGCGCAUAAAAUGUAAGUCGAAAAAUAAACUCAUUGAAUUUUCUGAACUGAAGCCGAU